GAUCAAUGACAAAGACUCCACAGAUGUUACUGGCACAGCUAUGAACCAAAGGAAUAAAUUUAAUUUAAAAUUUGAAGUGAUGAUGCUGCUUGAUGAAAAAUGAGGGGACAACCAAUGCUGUUACAGCUCAUCCUCUGGGGGAAAAUGAAUGUAUUUACCAGAUUAUAUCUAAUCUGAUAUUUAUGGAUACACUUGUUUGGAUACUUUGACCUGCCGGUGGCGUUAGAGGAGAAGGCAAUGCAUCCCACAGUUCAACUGAAUUACUAAAUUAAUAGAGUACUCUAAGCUUAAAUGAGUUAUUGUGGGAUUUCCAAAACCACAUUCUGUUGAUGCUAACAAGCUGGGAACAUGUUUACAGUCAGAAUAUAACCCCACAUUAGACUACGACGACUGAUCCAGAGAUCUAAACAGCAGCCUUUAAUUCCUGAACACAUUCAAGGGGAUCCAAACGACGACAGGCUCCAGUUCUCUGAAGCUACUGUUUUACACUAAUACCUCCUCGACAGCUGCUGUUCGGAUAGAUAACUCCUUCAUGAAAUGACACAGGCUUCCCCGUGGGAUCUGAGGGCUGGGCUAUUACUGCUCAUUUCCGAUAAUGCUCUUGAUUUGGCUGUAAGGCUGCAGUAUGCGACAGGGAAAUUGCCUGUUUCCCUGCUCCUCUUUAAAGAGCCCUGAAAAAAAUAACAAUGAAACCAUCAGAGUCUAGUGAGAGAUAUGACUAAGCUGACUGGAGGCAUGUUGGAAAAUAAUUUGCUGACAAAAGAAGAGAGCUUAUUUUCAACAAAGAGAUAAAAGUAAUGAGACAGAAAACAUUUAAUGUAACAGAACUAUUGAAUUAGUUUUGCAUUCGAGCAGCAACUAAUUAGUCUUUCAUACAUUUAUUUAUGCCUGUAAGGUGUUGAAUUUGUGGACUGAUCAAAAUACUGGAAGGCAUUCUCGGUGAAUAAAUCCAGUAAGGAUGCAGAGUUAGAACAGGAUUAAUUAUCAUGAGCAGUUAUCUCAGUCAUACAAAAGCGACGUAGAUCAAAGCACAGAGAGUGGAUGGAUUCUCUCUUUCUUUGCUUCAUGAUGAAUAAUUAGAGGCCACUGUUUCUGAAGGAAGCCCUCAGAGCUUGAAAGCAUAGCGUUCAGACAACAAAGCUUGGUUUAACAGCGGAUCUCAAGCAGUGAUAACAAUAUACUUUAAGGACUGCUGUGCAUGCAAGCGAUAACCCUGGUGUCAAGGAGAUCAUAUUUUAUUAAAUAUGUUCUACGAGAGGGGAAACAGCGAGGAAGAAAAAUGCAGUUUAAAGUGUUGAACACACACAGGUAAACUAGUCAAACUGCUGAAGCAUUCUUAAUAUCUGGUCUCAACAGGCAUCUGCUGUGGCUUUACUUAUUCAUCAGGUCUGAUUGAGGGCAAGACAAAUUUGAGAGCACAUUACAUGCAAAGCAGAGGAAACCAAAAACGACCUCCAGGUUAGCAUCGCUUCGUUCCAGGCGAAUGAUUGGUGGGACGUUGGCUCCUCAUGUCCCCUGGCAGGCCAUGGUCUACAUCGCUGACAGUGUUCUGGAUGGAGGCUAUGCAGGUGGUGCUCUCAUCUCCGACCGCUGGGUUUUGACAACUGGCAGGAACCUUUUUGUCAGAAAGAGUCGACAGGACAUUCAUGGAAAAGAUCCUGUCCUUCCCAAAGUGUACCUGGGAAUCUCACAACGGGCCGAAGCUAACGCCUCCAAAGAGGUCCAUGUAGAGAAGGUUGUUCUCCAUCCAGGCUUCCAGAAUCAAUCUGACUGGGACAACGACCUGGCUCUGAUCCAGCUGAAGGAGCCUGUGGUGAUGAGCAAUAAAGUGACCCCAAUCCCCCUGCCGGAGAGAGGCCAGGACCUGGCAGACGUCGUGGGAGGCUCUGGGGUCAUCACCGGCUGGGGCUGGGGGAUCGACCUCAACCUUGCUACAUCACUCAAACAUCUUGUACUCCCCCUGGCCAAUCACUCCGACUGUCGGGCGGAAUAUGAACAUUUUGCAUUCACGCCAGCUGUAGACGACAACAUGUUCUGCACCGGACCCACAAAGUAUGAGGAAAAUGUUUGUUUUGGUGAUGCAGGAGGCGCUCUGGCUGUCACGGAUGCUGAAACGGGGGACAUUUACGUUGCGGGGAUCCUUUCCUAUGACAAGUCCUGCAGCAGGUACAAGUACGGAGUUUAUAUGAAGAUUUCCUCAUACUUGCCCUGGAUCCACAGUGUCAUCAGAGGAGAUACAGAGAAAUCGUCUGCUCUGCGCUCUGAUGCAAUGUCAAAGAUGUACUCAUGGCAGCCAUAGAGCUUCAGACUCGGUUCUUUUGAGUUUGGAGAGAAAUCAUCUGUAAGAUAUUGAGUCGUUUUACAGAAUGUAAUCAUGUCUGUGUUCUACCACUUUGUUACUCUGACUGGAAAAGUUUUCUAUAAUAAACAAAAAUUGCCCACCAAAAAAAACCCGAUUAGUAUCAGUUUCAGGAAAUGGCCAAAAACCACAUGUAUUUUGUGAGAUCCAUUCAAAAGUGAUCCUCAAGACACGUGUGCAGGCAUGUUAUAACAGCAGGUGUGAAGUGAGGGAUCCAGGACACGUGUUGUUAAUAUUAGGUCAGAACAGACUCAAAGUGUCGUUUUGGGGGACAAUUUAAAAAGAUUAUUUUGUAGUUUAGUUUUGAGAAAGAGUUGACGCUCAGAGCGAACUGCUGUGUCCGCAUGUGAUGUUUCGCUGUUAGACAGAUAACUUUGCAAAGAGAACUCGAGAGCUUCAAAAGUUCAGACGACAUUUCAUCAUGUGCAAUCUUCAGCGUAAAAGAAGAAGUUGACGAUGGAAUAAAAGUGAAUGACACAACUCAAAA
Messenger RNA from Scatophagus argus, 2846 nucleotides. RefSeq names its product haptoglobin. Gene Ontology annotation, molecular function: serine-type endopeptidase activity. The transcript is spliced from 3 exons. Bases 1484 to 2299 code for a protein of 271 amino acids. The record is from RefSeq and is a predicted model, not a curated record. Gene Ontology annotation, biological process: proteolysis. Lineage: Eukaryota; Metazoa; Chordata; Actinopteri; Scatophagidae.